Messenger RNA from Acanthosepion pharaonis, 804 nucleotides. The record is from the annotation of a GenBank genome assembly. Lineage: Eukaryota; Metazoa; Mollusca; Cephalopoda; Sepiida; Sepiidae.
AUGCAGAUGCCAGAGCCUGAAGGGAUGGAGACACAGCGGUGCGGAAAGAGAUUAGAUAUUAUGAUGAGGAAGGAUCAGUGGAAUUCGCUGCAUGUGGAAUAUGCAAUACCAUCAUUAUUUUCCCCACAUUAUUUUCCUAAUAGCAACCCUGUUUACACGUCCCUUCCGCUUCUCAUUAAUAAUCCUUUCUCUUUUUUUCAUUGUUUAUUUCCCAGCUUCUCACUGCAUUUACCGCGAAUUCUUUUGUUCUCUGUUUAUUUCUUUUCCCCCAUCUCUCAUUUGCGAUUUACACGUUUUUUUUUUUCAGAUUUCUCCCUCCCGCUUUCAUUUGCUUUGUCUCUUUCUCACUCACUCCUUCAAUUUGCUUUCUCCCUCCUUCCAUUUGCUUUCUCUUUCCUUCCAUUUGCUUUCUUCUUCCAUCUAUUCAUUUGCUUUUUCCUUUCCUCUAUCCAUUUCCUUUCUCCCUACAUCGUCUGCUUUCUUCUUCCUUCCCCUUUCCAUUUGCUUCCUCCCUUCCUCUUUUCCUAUGCUUUCUCUUUCUCUUCUUUCCUUUGUAUUGUACCUCUCUCCCUCCCUCCUUCCAUUUACUUUCUCCCUCCAUCUUUUCCUUUGUUUUUUCUUCCCUCCUUCCGUUUGCUUUAUCCCUCCCUCCAUCCAAUUACUUUCUCCCUCUCUCCUUUCUCUUUCUUUCUCCCUACCUCACCUUUCCAUUUGCCUUCCCUCACCUUUCAUUUGCAAUCCUGUUUUCUCUUCUACUAUCUCAGAUAUUUUCAUUUCUUUGUUUCUUUAUAUCUAUUUACUUGA